Molecule: messenger RNA, 525 nt
Organism: Anthonomus grandis grandis
Lineage: Eukaryota; Metazoa; Arthropoda; Insecta; Coleoptera; Curculionidae
Exons: 2
Coding region: 131-448 (105 amino acids)
Source: RefSeq, a predicted model, not a curated record
ACGGGUGCAUUUGUUUAUUCGACAGAAAUCUAUUGGAGUGUUAAGACGUGUUCGCGAUAAAAAAAAGAAAUUAUUUCAGUGAGCAACGGAAACUGCAGAAAUCCAUAAGAAUUUCGAACAACUCGAGAAAAUGGCGAAAAAUAUCAGAGAAUCGAGGAACAGGUGCUUUGGAGUAACUAAUAACAAGAUCAACUGGAUUAAGAAGAACUUCAUUGAGGGGUUAAAAUGGAUUGCAGCAAUACUGUUUGUGAUGACUAUUUUUUAUAUCAUGUAUCUUGUCUUGGACAUGGCUUUUGGUCCCAAGGAUUACAAGAAGAAUAGAAAAAUUGCUGCCAUUCAUCAUAUUGACAAUCGUACCAAUGGCACUGAUGCCGUCAUUUAUUAUGCUGCCAAUCAUACCAAUGGUACUGGUGGGCCGUUCUUCCAACCAUACACUAAAAUGCUGUAGAGGCUUGUCUUCAUUUUUCCAUUAUAAAAUAUGUUUUAAAAUAAUUUCAAUAAAUUAAUCAAUGUUUAUAUAGAAAA